AUGGAAAUCGUGCAGCCUCUGAAAGACCAGAUCGAGGCAUUGCAAGAUGACAUUAGUCAGCUGGAAACUAAAAUCGACCGGCUGACGACGCGCAAACCAAACUACCACGUCACGUUACUCAAGGACUGGCGCCACGGAGUCGAUCCCUUGAACCCAGCCAUUGUCUACGAGUACAUGUCUCUUUUUCCUCCGGGAGUUACGCUAUCGUACGGCGGAGUGUGUGAUGAGACAGACGGACGGCUGUUUCUCGAAGAUCUCGAGUCGUUUGUUCCUCGAACGGGGUGCACGACUGCCGACAACCAUUCUCGAGCAGUUCUUCUGGCCCACGCCAUUAAGGGCCCGGUGCUCAACGCUUGGUCACAGGCCUACAAAAGCCGCUGGUUCGGCAUGCUUGAGUGGAUACCUAUGCGCGAAUGGUUUCUCGCCAAGUACCAGACCACCAUGGAUCCGAUGGACUAUCGACAGGUUGUGGUAGGGAGGCUGAUGCAUCUACAAAAGGGCAACUCCACCACGGAUCAGCUAAGAGUGGUGGAAUCGGUGUUGGGGGAAACGUGUCGGCUGCACGGAAAGCUAAGCAAGCAUGAAAAGGUGGUUUUGGGACGCCUGGUGGGUGUCAAGGGCACAGACAUGACCUGGGAGACUGUCAACGAAGAGCUGAGGACGUUUCUGAAGACAUUCCAGGAACGGCAGUUGCUGGACAGCAGGGUCAAAAAGGAGGACAGGAUGUAG
Yarrowia lipolytica CLIB122 is the source of this 729-nucleotide messenger RNA. RefSeq lists its product as uncharacterized. The record is from RefSeq and is a predicted model, not a curated record. NCBI's taxonomy places the organism in Eukaryota, Fungi, Ascomycota, Dipodascomycetes, Dipodascales.